This is a messenger RNA of Fopius arisanus, 1341 nucleotides long. It is a transcript of the gene Fkbp14, whose product is annotated as peptidyl-prolyl cis-trans isomerase Fkb14. Bases 226 to 885 code for a protein of 219 amino acids. Gene Ontology annotation, molecular function: calcium ion binding; peptidyl-prolyl cis-trans isomerase activity. The record is from RefSeq and is a predicted model, not a curated record. The transcript has 4 exons. Lineage: Eukaryota; Metazoa; Arthropoda; Insecta; Hymenoptera; Braconidae.
UCCUCUAGCACACGUUAAAACUAUACAGUGAGAGUCCGUCACUACCGUCGAGACGUACAUUGAAAGCGCCAGUUGCUCGUAGGCACUCGCCAACGUCACGUUGUUAACCAACUAAUUCUAUUUUUUUCAUCACAAAAAUUAAAAGAAUAUUUACGUUCGUCAACGGAUUUAUAAACUCAAGUUGAUAACGAGUGGAGAGUAAUUUUUCAUUUUUUUUUUUUUAAAAUGCAUUCAAAUUUUAUUCGUGGUAUGUGGGCUGUACUUGUUGUACUAGUUGUUCAAGUGUUUGCUAAUGAGCUCAAGGUUGAGACUAAAUAUGUACCGGAAAUAUGCGAUGUUAAAACUAAAAAAGGUGAUCAGGUCACUAUGCACUACACUGGAACACUCGUCGAUGGGAAAAAAUUCGACUCAAGUUUGGACAGGGAGCAGCCCUUCACGUUUCAACUUGGAGUUGGACAAGUGAUCAAGGGAUGGGAUCAGGGACUUGUUGACAUGUGCGUUGGAGAGAAGAGAAAAUUGGUGAUUCCACCUGAACUCGGUUAUGGCGCCCAAGGAGCUGGCAAUGUCAUCCCAGGAGGUGCUACUUUACUCUUCGAUGUGGAGCUCAUCAAUAUCAGUGAUUCACCACCAACUGCUAAUGUAUUUAAAGAGAUUGACUCGGACGAGGACAAUCAGCUCUCUCGCGAGGAGGUGAGGAUAAUGGUCAGUGACUACCUGCGAAAACAGAUGGUGGAGGCAGAGCAAGCAGGUGACAGCGAGGACAUAAAGACAAUGGUUGCAGACCACGACAAAUUAGUUGAAGAGAUUUUCCAACACGAGGACAAGGAUAAGAAUGGCUUCAUCUCUCACGAUGAGUUCAGUGGUCCAAAGCACGAUGAACUGUGAGGGGGUAGUUCACUGGAGGAUACUUAUCGAGGUUGUCAUCGGGGUUGUGGGCCAUUCUCCAACGGGCUGCUUGGAAAACGUCAUCACUGCUGGUUCUAUCCUAAAAGGAAGGAGGUGGGUGAAAUACAAGUUACUUGGUAACGAGGUGUGCCAGAAGUGAGAGAGCUGCCAGAAACAGGUAUACAGCGCAAAAUAAUACAAAGGGUGAAUGACGGUGGAAAUACAAGGGGAUUGAGGGAGGGAAAGGGGGAGGAGGUGGCUAUACCCACAGCCAAGAAAAUCUUGGGUGAGCUCCCAACUUCUGAGAUUGACCCUUCUGGCCAAAAUUUUGUGAAACAACUUAAAUUCAUCAACUAGACGUCACAACUAAUGGGUGGACAUGAUCCUGAAAGUGAUUUUAAAGGAUUUAAAAGGUGCUGAAGAUGUACUUAUUUCUUUGUUAUUUUUUAUUUUAAA